AUGAUUUGGGAAACAUUAUGUGUAACUAUCGAGGAUUGGGAAAACUUUCCUCAGAGAUUUGCAAAAUCUCGUAAUGCUGCAGAAAAAGAAUUUUAUGCAUUGUUGACAGAAGAUAUUGUUCCGAAAGUUUUGGAAGAUUUAAGAACAAAGGAAAAGGAGCGUAAAAAAGUCGAAGCUGUUGCUAAUAGAAAACGUAGUCAAAGAAUUAUCGAAAAGGAAAUUGCAAAGAAAGAGACUGAACGUCUUGUAAAAGUAGAAGAAGAAUCUAACCCUAUGUUACAAAAAGGUGCUAAAUAUUCUAUUGGUGCUAGAUCAAAUGGAGCCAGAUUAACUCGACAAUCACACAAAAGAUCACAUACCGAAAUUGAAGAUGAAGUAGAUCGUGAACAACGUUAUAAGGUACAGAGACCUGCAAGAUUAUAUUUUUUAUGA
Molecule: messenger RNA, 432 nt
Organism: Entrophospora sp. SA101
Lineage: Eukaryota; Fungi; Glomeromycota; Glomeromycetes; Entrophosporales; Entrophosporaceae
Source: the annotation of a GenBank genome assembly